CUCCGCUCCAAGAUGGCGGCGGCCGGGAGGGGCUGAGCCGGGCCCAGCCCCGCCAUGCCUCCGCCGUGCCCGGCGCUGCCCCGCGCUGCCCCCGCGAUGCCUCCCGCUGCCCGCGCGUCCCGGCCCGGCGCCGCCGCCGCGUCCCGGUGAGGUUUAUCCCCCCCGGUGAGGCGAUGCUGCGGCGGCUGCUGGAGCGGCCGUGCUCGCUGGCGCUGCUGGUCGGCUGCCAGUUCGCCUUCGUCGCCUACUUCUCGCUCGGCGGGUUUCGCAACCUCACGGCGCUUUUCGGCCGCGGGGCCGGGCCCAGCUUCGACUAUUCCCGCACCCGCGACGUCUACGAGAACCUGAGCCGGCUCCUGCCCCCCCGGCCCCCGCCGCCAGACCCCGCCAGACCCCUCCCGUACUGCCCCGAGAGAUCGCCCUUCCUCGUGGGUCCCCUGACUGUGACCUUCGCCCGGGUGCCGUCCCUGGAGCUCAUCAGGGCCAAGAACCCGGGGGUGGGGCCGGGGGGUCGGUACCGACCCCCCCUGUGCGAGGCCCGGUCCCGCACGGCCGUCAUCGUCCCCCACCGCAACCGGGAGAGCCACCUGGGCCACCUCCUCUACUACCUGCACCCCUUCCUGCAGCGCCAGCAGCUCCACUACGGCAUCUACGUCGUGCACCAGGUCCGGGGGGGGG
Molecule: messenger RNA, 678 nt
Organism: Neopelma chrysocephalum (saffron-crested tyrant-manakin)
Lineage: Eukaryota; Metazoa; Chordata; Aves; Passeriformes; Pipridae
Product: beta-1,4-galactosyltransferase 3-like
Exons: 3
Biological process (GO): galactosylceramide biosynthetic process; carbohydrate metabolic process
Molecular function (GO): glycosyltransferase activity
Source: RefSeq, a predicted model, not a curated record